This is a messenger RNA of Cucurbita maxima (winter squash), 1927 nucleotides long. RefSeq names its product probable mitochondrial-processing peptidase subunit beta, mitochondrial. NCBI's taxonomy places the organism in Eukaryota, Viridiplantae, Streptophyta, Magnoliopsida, Cucurbitales, Cucurbitaceae. The coding region runs from base 118 to 1704 and encodes 528 amino acids. Gene Ontology annotation, biological process: proteolysis. Gene Ontology annotation, cellular component: mitochondrion. The record is from RefSeq and is a predicted model, not a curated record. Gene Ontology annotation, molecular function: metalloendopeptidase activity; metal ion binding. The transcript is spliced from 9 exons.
UUCCCGCGAAACACUCCCAAUCUCGCCCCUUUUCCACAAGUUCCUCUUCUUCUUCUUCCUGAAAGAACAAUUCUGUGGCCGCUGCAAACCCUAGGGAGCAAGGGGGCAAAAUCAAUCAUGGCGAUCAAACAUCUUCUCACCCUCGCUCGCACCUCUCACCGGAGGUUCUCCGCCUCCUUUUCUCGGGCUGUGAGAUCGGCGUCAACUUCUCCGGCAGUGGCGUCGUCUUCUCCACCUCCCUCUCCUCCGCCGCCCAAUGCGAUGAUCUACGAUCGCCUCGCGGAGGGGGUGAAAUCGAAGCUCAAACAGCUCGAGAAUCCCGACCCUAGGUUUCUGAAAUACGGGUCGCCUCAUCCGACCAUCACUGACCACACUCGGAUUCUGUCCGCGCCUGAAACCCGCAUCACUACUCUUCCCAAUGGACUCCGGGUUGCAACUGAAUCGAAUCUUGCUGCUCGGACUGCGACGGUUGGAGUGUGGAUCGAUGCCGGCUCGAGGUUUGAGACCGAGGAGACUAAUGGCACUGCUCAUUUCCUUGAACAUAUGAUCUUUAAGGGAACAGAGAGACGGACGGCGAGGCAGCUCGAGGAGGAGAUCGAGAACAUGGGUGGUCAUUUGAAUGCAUACACGUCCAGGGAACAGACUACGUAUUAUGCCAAGGUCUUGGACAAGGAUGUGCCCAAGGCUUUGGAUAUUUUGGCCGACAUUUUGCAGAAUUCCAAGUUUGAAGAGCACCGGAUUAGUCGCGAGCGGGAUGUGAUUUUGAGAGAAAUGGAAGAGGUUGAAGGGCAAACAGAAGAAGUUAUAUUUGACCAUUUGCACGCGACUGCAUUCCAGUAUACUCCUCUUGGUAGAACGAUUCUUGGUCCAGCUCAAAAUAUCAGGACAAUUACCAAGGAUCAUCUUCAAAGCUAUAUUCAAACGCAUUACACUGCACCAAGAAUGGUUAUUGCUGCUUCUGGAGCUGUUAAGCACGAGGAUUUCGUUGAGCAAGUGAAGAAUUUGUUCACAAAGCUGUCAGCGGAACCAACCACAGCUACUCAGCUGGUUGCUAAGGAGCCAGCAAUUUUUACUGGUUCCGAGGUUAGGAUAAUUGAUGACGAUGUUCCUUUGGCACAAUUUGCUAUUGCUUUUAAUGGAGCAUCCUGGACAGAUCCAGAUUCCAUUGCUCUGAUGGUCAUGCAGGCCAUGUUGGGUUCAUGGAAUAAAAGUGCUGGAGGUGGAAAGCAUAUGGGUUCUGAGCUGGCCCAAAGAGUUGCCAUUAAUGAAGUAGCAGAGAGUAUGAUGGCUUUCAACACCAAUUACAAGGACACUGGUCUUUUUGGUGUCUACGCUGUUGCAAAGCCAGACUGCUUGGAUGAUCUGGCCUAUGCAAUAAUGUACGAGACAACCAAGUUAGCAUAUCGGGUUUCAGAAGCUGAUGUUACCCGUGCUCGCAAUCAGUUGAAAUCUUCUCUUUUGCUUCACAUAGAUGGAACAAGUCCUGUAGCAGAAGAUAUCGGUCGUCAGCUGCUUACAUAUGGCCGUAGAAUCCCCUUCGCCGAAUUGUUUGCAAGAAUCGAUGCUGUUGAUUCAAGCACCAUAAAACGUGUUGCGAACCGGUUUAUUUACGAUAGGGAUAUUGCAAUUGCUGCAUUGGGUCCGAUCCAGGGUUUGCCUGACUACAACUGGUUCAGACGCAGGACUUACUGGAACCGAUAUUAGACGACGUGACUUUCAGUAUUCUCGCAAAAUAAAGCUUACGUCCUUUCAGAGAAUAGCGGGCGGAUUAAUUAUUUUUCUUUGCCAUUUGUAAAAGUCAUACAAAGGUAUAAGAAGUUUGUAUCUUCCUUGUUCAUGUGUGAUAUUAACUUUGGCAUUGGAAUUCUCCAAUCUUUGACAUUUACGCUGAAAUUUUUUUGAUCAUUUUUGGUUUUGGUUGCUCAAA